ACUGCCUUGGGAGGCAUAUCCUAGCAGCGCCACUAUUUUCCAACCGCACUGGGAAAGGCAAAAGAUAUCCAGAUGUUCUCAUGACAUGUCUCCAUCCAUUGCCAAUUUGCCACCCUGAACCUAACUCGGGUAUUGCUACGUACGUUGUUGUCUCAGUUUUUAGGAACACGCUACAUUUGCCACAUCAACGCGCAUAUAUAUUCACAGAAGAAUCCAUCGUGAAAACGAGACAAGCGAGCCGAAACCAUUUCAACUCCCCCACGUUUAUGCUUGGAUCGGCCCCUCGCUGUGUCUCCCCCCUGGCCGUAGCUAGCUGUACCGAUCCGGCCGGUGCCGUUUACAAUUACGGGAACCCCCGCAUACCGACGGACGAGCCUCCUCCGUUUCCCGUUUCCCUCCGCGCGCACUCGGAACGCCAGAUCGAAAUAUACCGAUUCGCCUCCUCCUCCUCUCUUGCUGCCGCUGCCUUCCACGAAGAAGAAGCGGACCCGCGGCUAGCGGUUUCGUUCGAUCGAUCGCAAACAACACACCGAAACGGGCAUUUUCACCGUGCCCGCUUAUAUAUACGCGCGCCUGCCUUUACGGCUUUACCACCUUUACCCCGCCUCGCCUCACACUCCCCUCCUCUCCCUCUCUCCGGCUCCGCCACGAGAUUCGUAGUACCGCGCGCCGCCGUCUGUCUCGAGUGCGAUCUGCUGGCCCGGACUGGUCUUAGCUUCUUCUAAGCUCGCGGCGUUGGAUGCCCCUGACCCCGAACGCCGCCGCGCCAUGACCUCCGCCGUCGCGAGCAACCUGCUGGCUCCUACCGCCGCGUCGUCGUCGUCGACGCCGUGCGGCUGGCUCGCCCCGCGCGUCUCGUUCAGCGGCCGCGACGCCAUUGCCGCCGAGGAGCACGAGGAGACGGCGGUCGCGUCGACUUCUCCAGUGGCGACGCCGGCCAUCUCGAAGGACUUCAUUGACUUCGAGUUCAGCAGCUUCGGCGGGUGCGCCGCCAGCAUGCUCCCGGCGGACGAGCUCUUCGCCGACGGUAAGCUGCUGCCGCUCCGCAAGGCCGCCGCGCCUGAGCCCGAGCCUUGUACCGCGGUGCCACCGCCGGCGAGAUCACAGGCAAUGCCGCCGCCCCCGGCAGAGCAGACAAUGAAGCCGCUCCGCGCCGCGGCUGGCCUUGCGACGGCCGACCAGUACGUCUUCUCCCCCAAGGCGCCCAGCUGCUCGAGCCGGUGGCGCGAGCUGCUGGGGCUCAAGAGAGCGUCGUCAUCAUCAGCCUCACAGAGCCCCAGGCCCUCGCCUUCCCCAUCGGCAUUGGCCAAAACGCCCGGGAGAAGCACGACGACGGGCUCGUCAACGUCAUCCGCGGCGAGGUCCCUCAAGUUCCUCCUCCAACGGAGCAACAACAACAACAACAGCAAUAACGGGCGAGCAUCGUCGGACCUCGCGUCGGCGCCGCUCCUCCGCGACAGCUCCGACUCGGAGGCGUCGCUCUCGCUCGCCUCCUCCCGCUUCUCGCUCUCCUCCUCGUCCUCCUCCUCGGGCGGCCACGACUCCCACGACGACAUCGUAAUCAACCCCCGCUUCUCCCUCGACUCCGGCGCGGAUCUCAACCACCACCAGCCUCCCCGCCUCCGCCUCGUCCGCUCCUCCGGCCGCCGCCACUCCACCUCCGGCCCCCGCGGCCCGCCGCCGCCGCCGCAGCCCCGCUGCGUCUCCGUAGACUCACCGCGCAUGAACUCCUCGGGGAAGAUCGUCUUCCAGCAGAGCCCCCUGGAGCGCAGCUGCAGCUCCCCUUGCAGCUUCCACCACGCCGCCGCCGCCGCCUCGAAAUCCCGCUCCUGCCGCGCCGCCGGCGUCGACCGGUCCUACUCCUCCGGCGGCGUCCGCGUGGCGCCCGUCGUGCUCAACGUCCCCGUCUGCUCGCGCCCGGUGUUCGGCUUCUUCAAGGACAAGCAGAAGGACUCCUCCGCCGCCGACAAUGCCAGGGCGUCGCGGACCUCGUCCACGCUGGGGCGGAAGGCGCCGCCGCCGCCGCAGCAGCGGUGGAGCGGCGAGCUGCCCAAGCUUUGUUCUGGGUAAUCCGAUCCGGUCUACAACUUGGUCCUUUGACCGUUCGUUGAAACCUUAAUUUGUCUUGUUCGCCGAAAGAAACCUGGACCGGAAUGGAUGGAUCACUGGAGAUGGAAGAAGAGAUGGUGCUUGGAAAGGGAAAUAGAUAAGCUAGUUGCUAGGGGAUGGAUGGAUGAUGCAGUGAUAAGAGGAUGGGUAGAUUUGGGCGUUUAACUGAUUUCGUUUGUUCUUUGGGAUGCCGCUCAUGCCAAUGUCUAAUCAAUUUGACCGUUUUUCUGUUUUUUUCUCUCCUUCUCCCCCACUUUCUCUCUUUGACUGUUGUACAUUUGGAGUUUUGUUCUUCUCCUAAACCCUGUAAGCGCUAGCGCAUCUGAUUUGGUUGUUUGCAAGAAAAAGAGAUCACGAGUGUCUAAGUUGUCACA
This is a messenger RNA of Brachypodium distachyon (stiff brome), 2483 nucleotides long. Its product is annotated as trinucleotide repeat-containing gene 18 protein. Bases 769 to 2070 code for a protein of 433 amino acids. The transcript has a single exon. The record is from RefSeq and is a predicted model, not a curated record. Lineage: Eukaryota; Viridiplantae; Streptophyta; Magnoliopsida; Poales; Poaceae.